AUGGAUACAUAUAUGGGCACGCCUUCGAAGAGACGCUCCAUCUCGGAUGCCGCGGCCACCAAGCUGCAGCCCUCACCACUCCUGACGAGCCGGCUGGCGAACGCGACAAAGGAUGACAACCUGCUGGACACUUCGCCACAGACGCCUAGGCGGUCCGACUUCUUAGCCAGAGGGUUGUCGUUGCAGAUGCCACCCAAGACGACGGCGACGACAGCUACAACUUCCAUGGCAGCUCCUAGCACCAUCCAACGCGUGCCUCUGUCUCCUCAGCUCGACACGCAAACAUCCUACGCCUCGCCCCAGACCUCUCUACCGCGCCAUUCGCGCGGUCUGGACUUCUCCAGAGCAUGCACCAAUCUUCAUCACUCGACGCUCGCCGACAACCCUUCUCCCAGCUCGUCGCCCAUCAUGACACAAAGCACUAGGAAGCCCAGCGUGAACAGCAUGAUGCUCGACUCGCCCAACCUCUGGCCCCAGGUUCAGACCGAUCGUAGUGCCGUCAGUAGCAGUGUGGGCAGUAUUAGCAUGCUUGCCGACGAGGAUAGUGAUGACAGCACGAGCGACGAUGAUGUGAUGGACGACAUGGACGAUCCGAUUCUCACAACUCCGCAAGUGCGGAAAACGACCAACCCGCAGGCUACAACUCCAUUUGGAAACCAUAGCACCAUAAUGUGGAGCAACAACUUUUCACCAGCCCACGCCAGUCUGAUGAAGACCUUCCAGCGUAGUCGUUUGAAGAAAGGACGAAGCAGAAAGAGUUCGAGUAGUGCUAGCAACAACUCCGCCAUGCCCAGCCCACGCACAACGUCGCCGCCACCUUUGCGCAGCAUCGAGGGCUCCGCUCAUUUUGGCUGGCCGCGUUUGAAAGAGACUAGGCCUGAGCAUCCUUCACUUUCAUCGGGCAACGACAGUGGGGACGAAGCCGCUGCUUCCUCCUCAGCCCCUGGUGUUGUACGCCGUGCAGUCACUCGUCGAGGUAAUCUACUGCCGAAGACGAAGAACUUUGCGCGCAUUCGUGCUGCUCUGCUCGAAGAGUCCGCACCCGUCGACAAUGAGGUCCGUCGCGAAGCAGAAACAAUGCGUCAAGUUCACAACCACGACCCGGUUCAUGAUCUCGAAGGUCCUUCUCCUGGUCCUUCGUCUUCACAGCCUAACGCCAACCCUAACGAUCCCAACGACCCACAACCCGACACUAUUACCAACAACAAUCCUAUCAGUUUCAACCUUCAUGCUCACCGCAAUUCUGGUGGAGUCGACUACUGGCACAAGCUCGAAAAUGAACUCCACACACCUCCUCCACCCGCCUUCCCUACAAGAGGCAGCUCAUCACUAUCCGGUGACAUAGCUAUGGACUCACCUGCCGACAGCACCGUCUUACGUUCAGCAUCUGUCAUCAGCAUGAACGAACCAUCCGCCGCUUCGGAAACCGACACCCAGAACUCUACAUACCCUAGUCAAGAUGCCCUUCGCAGGCCCUUUGGAAAGCGUCGCCGAGACGAUGAUUUCGAUAUGCAGAGCUUCAAACGCAGGGCCGUCAGUCCUAGUAUGAGUGUGCAUGGCGGCAGUCCCAUUGUUGCCUCUCCUGCUGCCUCCGCUGCAGCACGUAAUCAAGCUCUACCCAAAGAUGGCGCUCCUCUCGAGAAGAGCACCAGUGGCGGUAACGGCAAUGGUACUGCUCCUAGGAGGAUAGGUCUGCAGGGUAUGGUCGACACGAAUGAGGGCAUCAUGAGGAUGAGCAUUGAGUAG
This is a messenger RNA of Aureobasidium namibiae CBS 147.97, 1746 nucleotides long. RefSeq lists its product as uncharacterized. Gene Ontology annotation, cellular component: site of double-strand break. The record is from RefSeq and is a predicted model, not a curated record. Lineage: Eukaryota; Fungi; Ascomycota; Dothideomycetes; Dothideales; Saccotheciaceae. The transcript has 2 exons. The coding region runs from base 1 to 1746 and encodes 581 amino acids.